Molecule: messenger RNA, 1396 nt
Organism: Anopheles cruzii
Lineage: Eukaryota; Metazoa; Arthropoda; Insecta; Diptera; Culicidae
Gene: Rpt4
Product: 26S proteasome regulatory subunit 10B
Exons: 3
Coding region: 92-1270 (392 amino acids)
Biological process (GO): positive regulation of RNA polymerase II transcription preinitiation complex assembly
Cellular component (GO): proteasome regulatory particle, base subcomplex; cytosolic proteasome complex
Molecular function (GO): ATP binding; ATP hydrolysis activity; proteasome-activating activity
Source: RefSeq, a predicted model, not a curated record
UCGUAAACUUGUUUGGUCCAGCGAAAGGGUCGCAAAGAUUGCUUCUGUGUUCAAUAUUUAAUCUUCAACUAGCCAGCAAGCCUGCAUUAAGAUGGCCACGGUAGAUGGAGCACGUGAAAAAGCACUUGAAGACUACCGGAAGAAGCUGCUCGAGCACAAAGAGGUCGAAUCUCGGCUGAAAGAAAUAAGAGAAUCGUUGAAAGAGCUCACGAAACAGUUCGACAAGUCUGAAAAUGAUCUGAAGGCACUCCAAAGCGUCGGUCAGAUUGUGGGUGAGGUGUUGAAACAACUGACGGAAGAUAAAUUUAUCGUGAAGGCAACUAAUGGCCCCCGGUACGUGGUGGGUUGCCGCCGGCAGCUGGACAAAUCAAAGCUUAAACCGGGCACCCGUGUAGCCCUGGACAUGACGACGCUGACCAUUAUGCGCUACCUGCCUCGUGAAGUGGACCCGCUGGUGUACAAUAUGUCGCACGAAGAUCCGGGUGAGGUGACGUAUUCGGCCAUCGGUGGGCUUUCGGAGCAGAUCCGUGAGCUGCGCGAGGUAAUCGAGUUGCCCCUGCUGAACCCGGAGUUGUUCCUGCGCGUAGGAAUAACCCCACCCAAGGGAUGCCUGCUGUACGGGCCGCCCGGAACGGGCAAAACUCUUCUAGCGCGUGCCGUUGCGUCGCAGCUCGAUGCAAACUUUCUGAAGGUCGUCUCAUCGGCCAUCGUCGACAAGUACAUUGGCGAGUCCGCCCGUUUGAUUCGCGAAAUGUUCAACUAUGCACGCGACCACCAGCCGUGCAUUAUCUUUAUGGACGAAAUCGAUGCCAUCGGUGGCCGGCGGUUCUCCGAGGGUACAUCGGCCGAUCGUGAAAUUCAGCGCACGCUAAUGGAGCUGCUCAACCAGAUGGAUGGCUUCGAUUCGCUGGGCCAGGUGAAGAUGAUCAUGGCCACUAACCGGCCCGACACGCUCGAUCCGGCUUUGUUGCGUCCGGGUCGUUUGGAUAGGAAGAUCGAGAUUCCGCUACCGAAUGAGCAGGCGCGGCUGGAGAUUCUGAAAAUUCAUGCCGCGCCGAUCGCGAAACACGGCGAUAUUGAUUACGAGGCGGUGGUGAAGCUUUCGGACAACUUUAACGGUGCCGAUUUGCGCAACGUGUGCACCGAGGCGGGCUUGUUUGCGAUCCGUGCCGAACGGGAGUACGUGAUUCAGGAAGAUUUUAUGAAAGCGGUCCGCAAGGUGGCGGAUAACAAGCGGCUGGAGAGCAAGCUGGACUACAAGCCGGUGUAAGAUCGAUGUCGAUGAACCCGAAGCGUCACCCUAAGUUCCAUUUAGCCACCUUUACUUUAUUUUUUGCCUAUGUUUCGGCUACACCAUCAACCGCUUUCUACAGUCGUAAUAAAACCGUAUGGGAAA